AUGCCCUAUCCUAGCUCCUGCCCCCCUGCGUUUCUAGCCCCGAUGGCACUGUUGCUUGCUCUGAUGGCUCAUCUCUCCCUUUCCUCCCAAGCUGGAGACAGGAGAACUUUUCCUGUAGACAAAUCUCAAGGUGUGAAGGAAAAGACCCUGGUUCUUCUUGAUGUGAGCACCAAGAGCCCUGUCAGGACAGUCAAUGAAAACUUCCUCUCUCUGCAGUUGGAUCCUUCCAUCAUUCAUGAUGGCUGGCUCGAUUUCUUAAGCUCCAAACGGCUGGUGACCCUGGCCCGGGGACUCUCCCCUGCCUUCCUGCGCUUCGGGGGCAAAAGGACCGACUUCCUCCAGUUCCAGAACCUGAGGAACCCGGCUAAAAGCCGCGGGGGCCCCGGCCCAGAUUACUAUCUCAAGAACUACGAGGAUGAUAUUGUCCGAAGUGACAUCGCCCUGGAUAAGCAAAAAGGCUGCAAGAUUGCUCAACAUCCGGAUGUGAUGCUGGAACUGCAGAGGGAGAAAGCAGCUCAGAUGCACCUGGUUCUCUUAAAGGAACAGUUCUCCAAUACAUACAGUAACCUCAUAUUAACAGCCAGGUCUCUAGACAAACUUUAUAACUUUGCUGACUGCUCUGGACUCCACCUGAUAUUUGCCCUGAACGCACUGCGCCGUAAUCCCAAUAACUCAUGGAACAGCUCGAGUGCCCUGAGCCUUUUGAAGUACAGUGCCAGCAAAAAGUACAACAUCUCUUGGGAGCUAGGAAAUGAGCCUAAUAACUAUCGGACCAUGAAUGGCCGCGCGGUGAAUGGCAGCCAACUGGGGAAGGACUACAUCCAGCUGAAAAGCCUGCUGCAACCAAUUCGGACUUACUCUAGAGCCAGCUUGUAUGGACCUAAUAUCGGGCGCCCGAGGAAGAAUGUCAUAGCUCUCCUCGACGGGUUCAUGAAAGUGGCUGGGAGCACUGUGGAUGCUGUUACCUGGCAACACUACUACAUUGAUGGCCGGGUGGUCAAAGUGAUGGACUUCCUAAAAACACGACUCUUAGAUACACUCUCCGACCAGAUUCGGAAAAUCCAGAAAGUGGUAAACACAUACACCCCAGGAAAGAAGAUUUGGCUGGAAGGAGUUGUAACCACCUCUGCUGGAGGCACGAACAACCUAUCUGAUUCCUACGCAGCUGGAUUCCUGUGGUUGAACACUUUAGGAAUGUUGGCCAACCAGGGCAUUGACGUUGUGAUUCGACAUUCAUUUUUUGACCAUGGAUACAAUCACCUCGUGGACCAGAAUUUUAACCCAUUACCGGACUAUUGGCUGUCUCUCUUGUACAAACGGCUGAUUGGCCCCAAGGUCUUAGCGGUCCACGUUGCCGGUCUGCAGAGGAAGCCACGGCCUGGCAGGGUGAUCCGGGACAAGCUAAGGAUCUACGCUCACUGUACCAGCCAUCACAACCACAACUAUGUCCGUGGAUCCAUUACCCUUUACAUCAUCAACCUGCAUCGAUCAAGAAAGAAAAUCAAACUGGCCGGAACACUCAGGGACAAGAUCGUUCACCAGUAUCUCCUGCAACCCUACGGGCAGGAAGGGCUCCAGUCCAAGUGAGUGAA
Molecule: messenger RNA, 1592 nt
Organism: Ornithorhynchus anatinus (platypus)
Lineage: Eukaryota; Metazoa; Chordata; Mammalia; Monotremata; Ornithorhynchidae
Gene: HPSE2
Product: heparanase 2 (inactive)
Exons: 11
Coding region: 1-1587 (528 amino acids)
Cellular component (GO): extracellular matrix; membrane
Molecular function (GO): hydrolase activity, acting on glycosyl bonds
Source: RefSeq, a predicted model, not a curated record